AUGAGCUCUAGCUUGGUCAACUCUUUGGCCAAGGUCUAUGACCCUAACCCUCUACACAGUCAAAAACCUGUUGGCAGGAAGCUUUCUUCUACUGGGUCAGACAAAUCCCAUCCUUCCUCCACCUCUUCUUUGGCAAAUUCUUCUCAUGGUGCUGCCAUGCGUUGCGUGGAGAACCGUAUGGACUCCCUGACUGGUCAGAUGGAGCGUCUGCUGGACAUACAGCAGGUUGUUCUGACCCGGCUUGAUGGAUUGUCCCAAGACCUGGGGGGCGUGGGUCGGGAUCUGGCCUCCAUGCGGGCAGAGGGUCGGGAAGAACAGGGCUCGGAUGUGGCGGUGGCGUGUAGGGAGCUGCGGGGGGUGGUGGAGGAGGCCAACAAGCGACUGGAGGUUCAGGGGCGCAGGCUGGAAGUGGUGGAGAAGCUGGUGGAGGGCAUGCAGCAGGUGAUAAGCUUCAUCGGGGAGGUGGUGAAGCAUUCCAGGCUGGUGGAGCUGCUAUUCAGAGAGCCUGGAAACAACAAGGCAAAGGAUGAAAAGGAUAAAAACAAAAUAAGCCUGAAGGGCUUGAAGGCCCAGAAAAGGAGAAAGGCACCAAAUACCUCAGACGCCUCCUCCCUGAAUGAGCCUGAGCUCCAAGAGCAGGUGGAGAAACUAAACAGGCAUAAUGCUGAAAGCCAGAGAGGGGAGGCUCGGAAAGGGGAGCUAGUGGAGUUGAUCCUGGACGGAGCGCGCACCUCCUCUUCCCGGUCCGAGGAAGACGAAGAGGAGACAGAGAGCGGAGAAAAGGAAGGGGAGCAGGAUGAAGGGGACUCCGACCUGGAGGUGGAGCGAGAGAAAACGGAAGGAAACAAAAAUGAGCUCAGUCCUGAGCUGUGGGGAGAAUUAGAGGAUGAAGAGGAGAGAAAACGUGAAGGAGGUGAAAAGAAGUUUUCAAAUACACCAGAGGUCCCCGGUGCAAUUCCAGACAUUCCCAGUCAGAUCUGUGAGACCAGUGCCCCGCCACAAGAAAGCUCCGAGGAGGUGGCCUGCAGCAGCAAGCGCCGUGUCAUGGAGGAGGACCUGGUGAAGGACUACCUCAAAAAAAGUCGGGUGGAAGAGAGGAAAGGGGAGGUUGUGGAGGGGCAGGUAGCGGAGGCAGUCGUGGAGGAAGAGAAGAAGGAGAGCGAGACCAUAGUCAAGGGAUACAUAAUUGAUUCGAGCCCCCCGCCUUCUGCCCCCUUCGACCAUCGGAUCGUGACACCCAAGCCCCACCAGAUUGCCACCUAUUAUACCAUCAACAGAGAGGAAGUCCUGGGAGGGGGACGCUUCGGGCAAGUCCACAAGUGUGUGGAGAACUCCUCUGGUCUGACCUUGGCCGCCAAAAUAAUAAAAGCCAGGAGCCCAAAAGAGAAGGAGGUGGUGAAGAAUGAAAUCCAGGUGAUGAACCAGCUGAACCACGCCAACCUCAUCCAGCUCUACGCUGCUUUUGAAUCUCGCCAUGACAUUAUUCUGGUCAUGGAAUAUGUGGAUGGCGGGGAGUUGUUUGACCGCAUCAUUGAUGAGAACUACAACCUGACAGAGCUGGACACAGUGCUGUUCAUACGGCAGAUCUGUGAAGGGCUGCAGUAUAUGCACAAAAUGUACAUCCUACACCUUGACUUAAAACCGGAGAACAUUCUGUGUGUUAGCAGAGCAACGAACAAGAUCAAAAUCAUUGACUUUGGCCUCGCCAGAAGGUAUAAACCCAGAGAGAAGCUAAGGGUAAAUUUUGGCACACCUGAAUUCCUGGCUCCAGAGGUCAUCAAUUAUGAAUUUGUUUCAUUCCCUACAGACAUGUGGAGUCUGGGUGUGAUCACUUACAUGCUGCUUAGCGGUUUGUCUCCAUUCUUGGGAGAUGAUGAUAACGAGACACUGAAUAAUAUUCUGGCCUGCCAGUGGAACUUUGAGGAGGACGAGUUUUUAGACAUCUCUGAAGAGGCUAAGGACUUCAUCACCCGUCUCCUGGUGAAGAGUAAGAGCUGGAGGAUGAGUGCAGCAGAGUCCCUCAGACACCCAUGGCUCUCAGACCCGAGCCUGCACUACAGACUGCAUCAGAAGAAAAAUAAGUGCCACUCCACACACGCCCCUCCUCCAGAGAGCUAG
Lampris incognitus (smalleye Pacific opah) is the source of this 2118-nucleotide messenger RNA. It is a transcript of the gene mylk4b, whose product is annotated as myosin light chain kinase family, member 4b. The record is from RefSeq and is a predicted model, not a curated record. Gene Ontology annotation, cellular component: nucleus; cytoplasm. Gene Ontology annotation, biological process: positive regulation of apoptotic process; intracellular signal transduction; protein phosphorylation. The coding region runs from base 1 to 2118 and encodes 705 amino acids. Lineage: Eukaryota; Metazoa; Chordata; Actinopteri; Lampriformes; Lampridae. The transcript has 13 exons. Gene Ontology annotation, molecular function: protein serine/threonine kinase activity; ATP binding.